AUGAAGUUUUUCCUGGGAAUUGAGAUAGCAAGAUCAAGAGAAGGAAUACUGAUGAACCAACGAAAAUUUGCAAUGGAGCUGAUUACUGAUCUUGGAAUGGAAGGAUCAAAACCAGUAGCCACUCCAAUGGAAUGCAAUCAGAGAUUUACAACAGCAGAAUAUGAUCAACAUUUGGAGCUGAAAGAUGAUGAAAAGCUGCCAGAUACAGGGCCAUACCAAAGAUUGGUUGGGAAACUACCAUACCUCACUAUGACAAGACCAGAUAUUUGCUAUGCAAUGCAUGUGUUGAGCCAAUUUAUGCAUUGCCCAAAGAAGUCUCACAUAGAGGCAGCAGUGAGAGUUGUCAGGUACAUAAAAGGGGCACCAGGACUUGGUCUACUAAUGAGCUCAAAGCCUUGCCCAAAACUCACAGCGUUUUGUGAUGCUGACUGGGCAUCAUGUCCAGUAUCCAGAAAGUCUGUAACAAGCCUUGAGCUCUUCCUCCUCCGCGUUAGCGUUCUGGCCAUCGCGAUCGCGAUGCUUUUCUGGUUUCUCCAUCGCGUUCGCGUCUCCUGA
Molecule: messenger RNA, 555 nt
Organism: Nicotiana attenuata
Lineage: Eukaryota; Viridiplantae; Streptophyta; Magnoliopsida; Solanales; Solanaceae
Exons: 2
Coding region: 1-555 (184 amino acids)
Source: RefSeq, a predicted model, not a curated record